This is a messenger RNA of Cadophora gregata, 927 nucleotides long. RefSeq lists its product as uncharacterized. The record is from RefSeq and is a predicted model, not a curated record. Bases 1 to 927 code for a protein of 308 amino acids. NCBI's taxonomy places the organism in Eukaryota, Fungi, Ascomycota, Leotiomycetes, Helotiales, Ploettnerulaceae. The transcript has a single exon.
AUGGCGAACCGGGAAUCAAACAAUCAUCGAUCUCGGACGACUCGGAUACCUGCGCCAGGAAUAUUUGUUAGCGUCGAGUUCGGCGUGUCGUUUUCAAAUCGACCACCACAUACGGCUUCCAUGGCAUAUACCUCGAGACGAAUGCAACAAAGAUUACAUCAACAGCGUCAGCAGCAAGAGGAACACCUUUUACAGCAACGGGACUAUUACCAACAACCCCGAGCAACUGAUUUUGAAGGACCACAUCCUGCUAUCUUGAUGCCAGGAGUCGGUGGCUACUAUAAUGAGCAGCAUCGGCAGCAAGAGUGGCAAGAUUGGCAAGAAUAUCAGCCGAGGAGAAUGUCUAUUCGGACACAAAACAGUCGCGAAAGAGGGAGCUCUGCUCCUCCAUCGCUGUCCGAUCAUUCCGAGUCCAUCGGUCCAACCAGUCCAGUCAGUUCUAUGGGAACCUUCAACCAAUUCGGUGGCCUCCAGCACACGUCUAGUAUGCCCAUAGGUGGGAUACAAGACAGAUUGGAGAGGCCACUUCCACCACUUCCAUCACAGUUCAGGCUGGGAGAGGACGGAUUACCCUGGACUACAGAGCCUUGGUACAUUGAACCAGAGUCUGAGCAUCCGAAUUCAACGACGACAGGAAUUGAGCUUGAGAAUAGGAGGCAGGAAGACCCUCAGCGGGUGAGAGACCUGGAAGCACUGCAGCAGGCUAUGAUGACAGUGGACAGUCUACCUCACGAAGAUGCAUGGGAACCAUGGACUUGGGACAGCGUAGGAGAUAUGCCUGGAGGUCCCAGAAGCUUAGGUUGGGCAGUGCGGUCAGAAGACUCACGGCAUGGAAUGUCUCCGAGGGGUCCACUGCCCUAUGUUGUCAGUCAGUUUGAGCAAGCUCUUGCAAGAGGUUAUGUGAUGAGGCCGAGAAGUUCUGGCUGA